Molecule: messenger RNA, 798 nt
Organism: Sipha flava (yellow sugarcane aphid)
Lineage: Eukaryota; Metazoa; Arthropoda; Insecta; Hemiptera; Aphididae
Exons: 5
Source: RefSeq, a predicted model, not a curated record
AUGGCUGAUGAAUUUGUUGUUAACAUUUUAAAAGAACUUUCAUUAAGUGAAAACAUAAUUCAACUAUUCAAAGAUGAAGAAAAUUAUCGUUCUGCAUUUGUAUGUUUAACUGAGUAUAUGUUGGUUAAUUUGAUACCAAAAAUAGACCAAAGAGAAAAGAAAAGCAAUGUAAAAGAAAUCCUGUUAAAUCACUCUGAGGGAAAUAUUAUUUUAAAUUUUUAUGAAGCUCAUCAAUCUUUAAACAGUCUUAUGAGAAAUAAAAUGACUCAUAUUAUCAUCACUUCCAUGUUACAAAAAUUUGAGAACCAGACUUUACAAACACACUGUUUAAAGGCUUUAUUCUUAGAGAUCAUUCAAUUAUUUCCAACAGAAACCUCUGAGACUUAUUUUAUUCCAUAUAAAAGAGAAGGAAACAAAAAUACAUCUAAUAGAGGAAAACUUUGUGAUAAAUAUUGCAAUCUAAAAAAAAUAAUUAGAAAAAUUUCAAAUAAAAAUAAAUCUUCUAAAACAAUAACUGAUAGUUCAAGUUCAAACCACUCCAUUAACUAUGAAAGAAUUGAAGAUGACAUGCUUUGGUUGAAGAAUAAUGUAGCUCUUUGGGAAAUACUUUUAGAGAAAUGGGAUAAGACUUUUCAACUUCGAUACAAUAACUGCGUUAAAUAUACCAAUGGAAAAAACAUGCAUUUUAAAGAUUAUCCAGGGUUAAAAGCUUCAACAGCAUUUGUAUUGAAUGAUUAUAAUAAAUUAUUCCCUGAGAAAGAAUUUACUUUCUUUGUAAAAUUUGAAUAUUUUAAGGAA